Camellia sinensis is the source of this 2158-nucleotide messenger RNA. Its product is annotated as protein NUCLEAR FUSION DEFECTIVE 4. The record is from RefSeq and is a predicted model, not a curated record. NCBI's taxonomy places the organism in Eukaryota, Viridiplantae, Streptophyta, Magnoliopsida, Ericales, Theaceae. Gene Ontology annotation, cellular component: membrane.
AACCAACAAAAACUAGUAUCAAGUUUUCCAUUAAUGAACACCAAACAAUGCUUAUAAAUAAACUCUCAACAACAACAUCACAUACAAUUCAAACCAAACAUUAUUAAACAUUUCAAAAAAGAAAAAAAAAUGGUUUUAAGAUUAGUUUCGCUUAUUCCAUCAUCUUCUCCGGCGAUCAAAUGGCUGGGAUUCGUGACGGCGAUAUGGGUUCAGGCAGUCGCCGGCAACAAUUACACAUUUUCCAACUACUCCGAUGCUCUGAAAUCGCUAAUGGUUCUGAGCCAACUCCAGCUCAACAAUCUCUCAGUGGCUAAAGAUGUGGGCAAGGCAUUUGGGAUACUAUCUGGGUUAGCUUCAGAUCGUUUUCCAACUUCAGUGAUACUCAUAAUUGGAGCAGUUGAGGGGUUUAUUGGAUAUGGAGUUCAAUGGCUUGUUGUUAGCCAGAGGAUUCCUCCUCUUCCAUACUGGCAGAUGUGUAUAUUUCUUUGCCUAGGAGGUAACAGCACAACAUGGUUGAACACAGCAGUUUUAGUUACAUGCAUGAGGAACUUCAAGCACAACCAAGGCCCUGUCUCUGGCAUCUUAAAAGGCUUUUUAGGCCUCAGCACUGCCAUUUUCACUGACCUCUCCUCCUCCCUCUUCUCCUCCAAUCCCUCCACCUUUCUCCUCACUCUUUCUAUCGGCCCCGCCCUCGUCUGCUUCUCCGCUGCCUUCUUCCUCCAUGAAACACCGCCUCCCACCGCCACCGAAGAAACCAAAGAACCACACAUAUUCCACUAUUUUAAUGUCGUGGCCGUCAUCAUAGCCUUCUAUUUACUAGCAUUCGAUGUCUCCGGUGUUCAUAUCCACAUAAUUUCUUUAGUAUUCGCUAUCGGAUUACUUAUCCUCCUUGCAAGUCCACUGCUUGUUCCCUUGUACUACAUUGUAGUCAGGCCUAGCUCUGAUUCAGAUGCUGAAGCACAAAUCAAGGAGCCAUUGCUUGUUGAGGAGGUUAAGAAAGAUGAAGAUGAUGUUGUUGAGGUCAAGAGAUGGCCAGUUAUUGGAGAAGAUCAUACGAUGUUUGAAGCAAUGCAGACUUUUGAUUUUUGGGUGUUGUUUGUGUCGUUUCUUUGUGGGGUCGGGACAGGGAUGUGUGUGAUAAACAACAUGGGACAGAUGGGAAGGGCACUUGGGUACAAUGAUGUUUCCAUUUUCGUGUCACUUACUAGCAUUGGGGGAUUCUUUGGUCGUAUCAUUUCAGGCAUGGCGUCCGAGUACUAUAUCAGCAAAUUUGCAAUGCCAAGGCCUCUGUGGAAUGCAGCUUCUCAAGUAUUAAUGGCUUGUGGAUUCAUUAUAAUGGCCAUUGCCUUCACAGGAUCUCUUUACAUUGGUUCAACAAUGGUUGGAAUAUGCUAUGGGGUCCGUCUUGCUGCCACAGUCCCAAUUGCAUCCGAGUUAUUUGGCCUCAAAUAUUAUGGCCUCUUGUACAACAUCCUCAUUCUCAAUCUUCCCCUUGGCUCCUUCGUCUUCUCGGGUUUGCUUGCUGGAUAUCUGUAUGAUGCUCAAGCUUCUAGCUCCCCCGGAGGCGGCAACGUGUGCAUCGGACCUCAAUGUUACAGGCUUGUCUUUGUGAUCAUGGCCCUUGCUUGUGUUCUUGGGCUUGGACUGGACUUACUGCUGGCAGUUAGAAUGAGGAGGGUCUAUUUGAAGAUCCAUUUGGACAAGAAGGGCAAAAUGGGAAUAGUGAAUCAAAUUGCCACGUAAGUGGUAAAGUGAAUUUGUAUUGCCAUUCUUUGGAGAUGAUGAGAAAGCUUUGAUUCAUUUACAUUGUGUUUUUACAUUGUGUAUGGUUGAGAAAUUUGAAAAGUAAAAGAGAAAAGAUAGGUGAAAUAUGAAUAAAAUAUACCAAUAUUUUACUUAGUUUCACACACUUUUUUCUUUUUUCUUUUUCCUUUUUUAAAUCUCUUUCCAAAUCUCCUAACCAAACAGAGCAUUAUGAUCAUGAUUAGGAUUUGUGCAGAAAUUCUCUCAAAUUGUGUCCUCUGUUUCAGUUGUGUAGUUUGUGUAGUUCCAGAGUAUGUUGUAGAGUUAGUGUUUGCUUUUAAUUCUAUGUGGGAAGUUCUUGAAGACUAUGUACUCAUAAAAAUAUUUUAAGAAAUUGUUUAGAAUUCAAAGUUAA